AUGAAUGAAAUAUAUGGCGAUAAAUUAAAAGCACUUAUAAACGUGAAAGAUACUUAUUCAUAUUAUCGAGACACUUGUGAUAAAGUAUGUGAUUAUUAUAAUGUAGAAUAUUCAAAAAUGGUAAAAAGUGUAGAAACACUUAGAAACCAUCCAAAUGUGUUUGCGUGGUAUGUAGACGACGAAACAGCAUUGUGUGGAAUCGAUGAAAUGACCAAUUUGACAAUGACAAUAAGAGAAAAGGACAUCAACCAUCCUUGUUAUUCGGUGUAUUGGCAAUACUUGGACACCACCAAAUAUCUACCAACUUUCGACGCUUAUGGACUUGACUUAUAUCCAAUCAACAUAUCUGCUAUAAUUGAUGUUUACACACAUCAAAAAGUCAUUUAUGACGAAGGUUUUGGCACACGAUCAACGUGGCCAGUUAUACAAGCGAUGAAUUAUGAGGCGUACUAUUUUCAAGACCCAGUUAAAUUCAAGGGAAAAUAUGUCAGAGCACCAACUCAACAAGAAAUGCGAGUGAUGACGUGGCUUGGAUUUAUUGGAGGCGCCAAAGGUGUUUUUUAUUACUCAUUUUUUGAUUUGGUCUUCAUGAAUGACAAAGGCGAUCCUUUUGAAGAAAAAUGGAAAGAUGUUGUUAAAGUAACAGACGAAGUGUUUGCAUUGAAAGAUGUAAUAUUGUCUAUUGAGGAAGCAGGGAAAUACAGUGUUAUUGUUGAUGACGAAUUAGUUGUGUUUUUAAAGAAAAGACUUGAUAAAUAUGACUAUCUUAUCAUCGCAAAUGGAGACGAAAAACAAACGAGAAAAAUAAGUGUGGAACUUCUCACUGACGAGUACGAAAUAAUAAUGGGAAACGGGAUUUGUGAUAAAACAGAUCAUCAAUUAAAUAUUAAAAUAAACCCCAUUGAUGUUUAUAUCAUAAAAAUAAAAUCAAAAAGUGAAAUACAAAAAGACGAGGGAUACUAUAUUAUUAUACUCUGUGGUAUUUUAAUGUUGGCAAUAAUUAUUUUAUCUUUUAUUGAAUUUUAA
Molecule: messenger RNA, 1026 nt
Organism: Entamoeba invadens IP1
Lineage: Eukaryota; Evosea; Mastigamoebida; Endamoebidae
Exons: 1
Coding region: 1-1026 (341 amino acids)
Source: RefSeq, a predicted model, not a curated record